Molecule: messenger RNA, 1338 nt
Organism: Lingula anatina
Lineage: Eukaryota; Metazoa; Brachiopoda; Lingulata; Lingulida; Lingulidae
Product: collagen triple helix repeat-containing protein 1
Source: RefSeq, a predicted model, not a curated record
GAGGUGCGGUUGACGCACGUUCUAGUGAAAAUGUCACGGAGAAGUUUCACCAUUUUCUUGGUUCUGGGAAGUUUUGUAUGUACUUCGGUUGUGAAAUCUUGGCAAAUUGAAGAUGAUCACGUGUGCCAGGUGUUUGGAAACGAAGUCCUGUGUCAGAGCACCACUACCUCUAUCCGACUCCCGUGUAUCAGAGAGUGUGGCAGAUACAAAGAGAAUUGUCAAUCGGCCCGGGUGUACGGUAACGACAGACAGUGCAGGAUUCAACUAAAAACCAUUACGUGUGACAGAGUAGAGGGCAACAUCCAGCAGUGGACGUGGAACAAGUGGUCUACGACCAGUGGCGGACAAGUGCUGAGUGUCAACUACAUGAAGAAGAACGCAUCCACCGCGCUGCGAGUCCGCUGGUCUGGAAGAAUAAGGGGUGGUUACAGUUCCAACUACGGGUCUCGCUUUUACUUCACGUUCAAUGGGGCACCUUGCUCUGAGCCUGCUGGUAUCGAGGCCGUAGAUUGGACUGGGGCUGGUAGAAAUUAUAUUCAGCAUACUGAAUUCGAAGGGCUUUGUAACAAUAUUCCGGCAGGACGCAUUCAGAUUGGUUUCAACGUGGGAAAACUGCCGGGUAUAUCAUGGCAGCCGUACCUGGGGUGGUCACUUGGUAACUGCAAAAUAACAGCCGAGGAAGUCGAUCUGGGGGAGAACAAAGGAACGUGUCCCCACCACACUGUUUUUAAUGUAAAACAACAUACCUUUGCCACAGCGGACACAGCUAGUGGGAUAUACAGCGCUUCGGCAUUUAGUUACACCAAACUGGCUCCCGAUACAUCUCUCCGAGUACGUUGGUUUGGGACCUUAGGUGUGAAAUCCCAAAGCCCAGCACCCGGUUGUUUGCGAUUUUAUUUUACCUUUAAUGGAGAAGAGUGUAAAGCUCCCACUCCGAUAGAUGGGGCCAUUGCAUGGCUGACCGAUCCCAUCAUCCGAACACAGACGACUCAUUCAAUUGAAGGGAUUUGCCAAAAUCUAGGCCAAGGAGAUCAUGCAGUUGCUUUGAAUGUUGGACAAUGUCUAUUUGGCAACCUCAACCAAAUGGAUCCGGACCCUCGCGUCAAUGACGUCUCCAGGAUUAUUGUGGAGGAAGUUAGACUUGGGAAGUCACAGUUUGCAGAGCAGGCGGUAUUGCUCACGUGCAGCUUUGAAUCCAGUAGUAUCUGCGGUUUCACGCAAUCAACUAACGACGAUUUUAAUUGGACAAGACGCUCCGGGGGCACCUCCAGUUCCUACACGGGCCCCUCAUCUGCAUACAGCGGGUCGUAUUAUAUGUACAUAGAAACAUCAUCCCCG